Molecule: messenger RNA, 2047 nt
Organism: Bactrocera latifrons
Lineage: Eukaryota; Metazoa; Arthropoda; Insecta; Diptera; Tephritidae
Exons: 2
Coding region: 807-1685 (292 amino acids)
Source: RefSeq, a predicted model, not a curated record
CAGCUGCUAAUUCAAGAUCGGCGAGAAUUCCUACAGACACUUCGAACUCAAAUUACAUCCCUCCAUAGUCAUCAAAACAUCUCAUGGCACUUCAACCCACCAGGAGCUCCACAUAUGRGUGGAUUAUGGGAAGCAGGCAUAAAAAGUCUAAAAACUCAUCUAAAUAAGAUAGCAAAAUUACAAAAAUUCACGUUUGAAGAAUUUGCUACCUUAUUAGCCCGCAUCGAAAGUUGUUUAAACUCUCCGCCAAUAAGCCCCAUAAGCGACUACUCAACAAACUUGGAACCUCUAACUCCAGGACACUUCCUUAUAGGUACCCCAUUGUUAACCCCUGCCGAACCCAAUUUAGGGGAUGCAAACUUAAGCAUCGUUAACAGAUGGCAGAAACUAAAAAUACUCUACCAGUACAUUUGCAAGAGAUGGAAGGAAGAAUAUCUUAAGGAACUACCCAAACGAUAUAAAUGGAAAUAUCCACAACGUAAUGUUGAAGUUAACGACUUAGUCGUUAUAAGAAACGAAAAUAUUUCACCCAACGAAUGGAGGCUCGGUCGAAUCCAAAAGGUCUUCUCCGGCUUAGAUAAUAAAAUACGAGUGGUUGAAAUCCGAACUGCUCAAGGCACAGUAACCCGCCCCAUCACAAAAAUUGUUAUAUUAAUUACAGAAUAACUUAAAAGUUUUCUCUUCCUUUUCAGUGAAAUGGCCCCAACAAUCAACAACUCACCCAAACCUCGUCGUAUGAGCACAACAGUUACCAUCCGGCCCGUAGCGCAACCCGUAGCAUUACACCGAUUUCAGAAGAUGAAACGAUGUCCCGACGCAUUCGGCGUUUCAAGUCGACCCUUCCCAUUAUUCGUGAGGAAAAAGAAUGUGAUGAUCACACAACUCGAAAAACGAUCUCACAUCAUAGAAAAAAUACGUCAAAUCGUCAUGUCGCUUGCGGAAUAUGCAAAAAAGACCACCGUCUAGUGACUUGCGUUACGUACUCGGCAUAUAAUAUAAACAAAAAAUACGAAGCAGUAAUAAAACACCACUACUGCGUUAAUUGCUUAGCCAGGCCGAACAAGACAGAAGGAUGUACAAGCAAAAAUAGAUGUUCCAUUUGUCACGGGCAACAUCAUUCAUCCCUACACGGACAUCCGAGGUUAUACCCGAUCAACAAUGUAAAUGGUGUUGAGAAACCAAAAUCUCAACCGCUUGCAAUAGAGACCCGACUACCAUCCUUACUGGCUAAGCAGACCCUAGUACCCAUAUUGAAGAUACGUUUAAGAUGCGAUGGUAAAUGGCAUAAAGUUCGAGCCAUUUUGAACCCCACCCUCAAAAUUACAAAUAUAGCGGCCGAACUCGUCAAAAAAUUCAAACUGCCAAUUACAUACCUCAUACCUAAUGAUACAAAGUUUUGUUUGGAAUGUAACGCAGUUAUUACACACAACUUACCCAAAAUACCCUAUAAGCGAGAUUUAAGUGACGAUGUGAAAAUGCGCUUUGAACACUUAGUCCUCGCUGACCCGCAAUUUCAUAGCAACAAAGAGCUAACGUUGGAGAUUGGAGCCGAUAUCUACCCACAAAUUAUCAGAAGUGGAUUCUUCAAACCAGACAAUGAUUCUGCAAGAUGGCCAGGAUGUUUAAUCCAAACAAAUACUCCUCUGCAUUACUCCCACAAAUUACAUAAAGUAAUAGAGGCGUAAUGCAGAGGAAUAUAAACCGUCCCAACUUCACGCAACAGAACAUAAAGAGUAACAAAAGAAAAGACUUUUCCCGCGCUUUUUACACAUGAGACAUAUCCAAGUGCACACAGGAGUGAAAUUUAUAAUUAGACAAAGUGAAGUCAAAUUCGACAAGUGAAAUAUCAGUGAAUACAAUAAAACGUUGUUAAACAAGGAAUCCAAACAACAUUAAACAGCGAUACUCCACAGCAUUUCGAUCAAAAACAACACAGGAUAAAGAAAUCUGCACCCACAACAGGUUACAACACAUGAAUAUAUUAACAUAGAAUUACAUAUGUAUAUCUAUAAAUUAAUACAAUUAACCCAUAUUGGUAACACACACA